Messenger RNA from Nicotiana tabacum (common tobacco), 1835 nucleotides. The record is from RefSeq and is a predicted model, not a curated record. Lineage: Eukaryota; Viridiplantae; Streptophyta; Magnoliopsida; Solanales; Solanaceae.
UUCAAAAGGAACUUUCAUAUCUCUCUCUCUCUCUCUCUCUCUGAAAAUUUAAAAGCAUUGAAUCCCUUUUCCCCCUCUCUUUUUCAGUGUAUUUGAUUACCACUUCUCUUUUCAUUUCAAAAACUCUUACCCUUUAUCAAAUGGAACUUGAUGAGUGGCAAGAUCCACUUCUUAUUACAGACGUUUCUUCCCAACAACAAGAAGAGCAACAACUAUCACUAAUUAACUCUCACAAAUACUACCCCUUUUCGUCAUUGGAUGUUUCAAGAAAUACACUGAUGGGACUGAAAGAUUCUACUAGAUGUACCCCCAUCAAGAUUGAAGAAGGGAAUAAUGCUGAAAAUCUCAAGGAUCCAGUUGCAGAAAGUGUAAUUAAUGGUAGAGAUAUGUUGGGAUUUUCAUUAACAUCUCCUGAUUUAGUGAUCUGUACUGGAUCACCGGAUAUUCCACGACGAAGCUAUGGAGAUUCACCCGAAUUUCUGAAGGGUUGCUCUAUUUCUCUAGAAAAUGGAAUUAAGGGAUCUGAACAGCCCCCAGUUAUUACAAAGGAUGAAGAUUUGUGCCUGCAUUUUGAGCUUCCUUCUCUUUCAGUGCCUAUAGUUAGCAUCAGUUCUGAGAGUGGCAUUCAAUUUUCAGACGAUAAAUAUUCUCCGCAAAACAACUCAGUAGAGGUAGAUCAAAGGCUUCAAUUAGCAAAAGUGUGUCACGAAAAGGAACUGAAAGAAGCAAAGUGGCCAGUGGAGGAACUUAAAAGGGAGAAUGAACUAAAAUGCAAAGAAUGUGCUGAAGCAUGGAAGUCCUUAAAGGAGCUUCAGAAUGAGCUCAUGCGCAAGUCAAUGCACGUUGGAUCACUUGCUUUUGCAAUUGAGGGCCAAGUGAAAGAAAAGAGCAGGUGGUUUUCAUCCUUGAGAGAUCUGACGAGGAAAUUGAAGAUUCUGAAAAUGGAUCAAAUUAAAGUAUCUGAAGAAGCUUUAUUAUAUAAGCAGCAAUUACUAGCAGAUUUUGCAGACAUGAGCUCUACCAUUCAGUCCAAAUUAAAGGAACAAGUUGAAUUGCAUGAAGAUCUCAAGAUCAAGUUCGUCAAGGGUGCUAAGGAACGGAAGGAGCUUUAUAACAAGGUUUUGGAUUUAAAAGGGAACAUUAGGGUCUUUUGCCGGUGUAGGCCUUUGAAUGCCGAAGAGACAGCUGCAGGAGCUUCAAUGGCGAUUGACUUUGAAGCUGCAAAGGAUGGGGAACUCACUGUGAAGUCUAACGGCAUGUCUAAAAAGACCUACAAGUUUGAUGCCAUUUUUAGCCCCCAAGCCGACCAAGCUGAAGUUUUUGAGGACACUGCUCCCCUGGCAACCUCAGUUCUAGAUGGGUACAAUGCCUGCAUAUUUGCCUAUGGCCAGACUGGUAGUGGCAAGACAUUUACAAUGGAGGGCACAGAAGAAGCUCGAGGGGUCAAUUACCGGACUCUUGAGGAGCUAUUUCGCAUUAUUGGCGAGCGAAAGAACACAGUUCAUUACGAAAUAUCAGUAAGCGUCUUGGAAGUAUACAAUGAGCAGAUCCGAGAUUUGCUAGUUUCAGGAUCUCAACAAGGCGUGAAAAGGCUUGAAAUAAAGCAAGUUGGAGAAGGAAUGCAUCAUGUCCCAGGACUAGUUGAGGCCCACGUGAAUAAUAUGACUGAGGUUUGGGAAGCCUUACAAACUGGUAGCAAUGCGAGGGCAGUUGGAUCCACCAAUGCAAAUGAGCACAGCAGCCGAUCACAUUGGUUUGUGCAUCAUAAGUUAUGGAAGGUUUUCAUUUGUUUACACAUUAUGUCAACAAUUACUAAUCAGGUAAAUUUUUUUUUU